Messenger RNA from Aspergillus calidoustus, 1199 nucleotides. The record is from the annotation of a GenBank genome assembly. NCBI's taxonomy places the organism in Eukaryota, Fungi, Ascomycota, Eurotiomycetes, Eurotiales, Aspergillaceae.
UGCAGGGAUCCAGUAUAUAAAAGUUAACGCACCUCUUGGAUGGCGCAGCAACUGACUCAACACAACACAACUAAUAAGCAUGGCACGAGAUAGCAUUGUAAUUCUUGGAGCGGGCAUUAUCGGCCUGAAUGUCGCCCUCGAGCUUUCAAAACGGGGCUAUGGGCGCCAUGUGACUGUCAUUGCAAAGGACCUGCCGGGAGAUAUCCAUGUCGACUACACAUCACCUUGGGCGGGCGCAAACUUCUCCGGAAUCUCUGGUAACGAUCCGAACGCGCUGCGAUGGGAUAAAGCUGGUUAUCUGGCCCUGAUGCAACUGAUCGAUCGCGGAGCCGAAGAGGCCAAAUAUCUCGCAAAGACACAAUCGACCGAGUACUGGGACGAUGAGCCGAAUCCCAACAAGAUUCGAAGUGUUAGCGAAUAUUUGCGAGAUGUGCAGGUCAUUCCCAAGACCGAUCUCCCAGAGGGAGUUGCGUUCGGGUUACGGUUUACUACCAUCACCCUCAAUGCGCCCGCCCACUGCCAAUAUUUGAUGUCUCUUCUUUCGAGGCCAAGCUACGGGUCUGUGAAGUUUAUCCGACGUGAGAUAGGUUCGAUAGACGAUGCCUUCAUUUCCUCAAACACGAAAAUCGUCUUCAACUGCGUUGGAAACAAAGCCAGGACUCUGGCUGGCGUUCAGGACGCAAAGUGCUAUCCCACACGAGGUCAAAUUGUGCUUGUCAAGGCGCCCGCAGUAAAGGAGAAUAUGAUGCGCCACGGCAAAGACUACGAGACAUAUAUUAUUCCGAGACCCUCGUCAGAUUCAACGGUUAUUCUGGGUGGAUAUCUCCAAAAGGGCGAUUCAGAUAGUCGGAUCAGGGAGCACGAGACACGGUCAAUACUGCAGCGGACUGGGGAUCUAUUACCGGUCCUUACCAACGGGGAAACAAAGGUAUUGAAGGUUGCAGUGGGGUUUCGGCCGUCUCGUGAAGGGGGCGCGCGUGUUGAGAGGCAGGAUAUUCAGCCUGGUCGAACGGUAGUGCAUAACUACGGGGCUGGUGGAACGGGGUACCAAGCGGGAAUGGGAAUGGCACAGGAUGCUGUUGAAUUAGCCAGAGACAUCCUUGAUUCCCUAGGGGAAGUGAGCAAGCUGUGAUAUAUGCUGUAGUUCCAAAUCUAGAAGGCAGUAUAAACGAGAUCACGUGAGCCAUGACUCCAACGGA